UGAUGACGGGCUAUGGGGAUGUAUUAGAGUCCACUAACAGAAAUCAGUCUCAGCAAUCUUCCCAAAUAAGUCAUCAUCAAACCAGCGAUUAUAAUCUUCCAACAUCAAACGGUGCCCAAAAAGCUCCAAAUCAUCAACAAAAGCUAACUUCUGAUUGUUUAUUGCCGAAUAAGUCAGUGCCUUAUGCGUUCAACUACAAUGUAUCAAAAACAAAUUUUACAAGUGCCUUUGAACAUACCUCACAAGUUUCGCCCCGAUAUACAACAGCAUCAAAUAGUUCUCCCAGAUUAAACGCUUACUCAUCUUUCCAGCCCAUAAGUUCAAACUUUGCCUUGCCAAAAUUUAACCAAGUUUCGAGUCAGUUGGGAGAAGCGUCGACUAGCAACGGGCGAAAUGGAAGAAUUACGCCUGUAGAAACUUUACUUGAUUCGCCAAGAUCAACUGUUUCUAAAACAUCGUUACCUGAAAGUAACAGCGAACUAGUUUUAGGAGCCUUAAAGACUCUUCUAGACAAGCUUAAAGACUUAGAGAUUGAGCGCGACAAAGCAAAAAAGGAGAUCGAAAAAUUGGACAAAGAACGGCAAUGGUUGGCUCUGAAUCAAACUCGGGAAAAUAUUGAGCAGGAAAACUUGAGGAAUAAUUUUCAAGAUAAACCAGUUAUGUACGAAGCAGCAGUGAAUACUAGUGACAUUGAGCUCUUAAGUCAAAGAAAGGUUGAUUUUUCAAACCAGGUAGCUCGAUCAUCAAGCGUUUCAGAGUUACGUUCUGAACAUAAUUCGGUGCAUUUAGCUCAAACAAUGAGCAAUGCGAAUUUAUAUCCAAGAACAGCGCAUGAUGAAAAUUAUGACCGAAGUAUGGUUAAUACAGGGACAACUUAUAGUUAUAACUCAAAUACGGCGCCGAUUUCUGUUGGUCGCGCUGUAAACAUGCCAUUUGAAUCUUCAAGAGGACUAUUUCAAAGGUCGGCUAGCAAUUACCCUAUUUUAACAGGAACCUCGGGAACAAGAUCUGGCUCUUUAUCUAGUCACCAUCCUGAUUAUAACGAUUAUUUGACCUCGCUAACACCUGCAACUUCAGGUUAUAACGCGGAUUUGGGAACCGCGAGAACAUUUACGCGAGAGGAACUUUACGAGAGGUCUCCGGUUAGUGGUUACAUAACACGAACUGAAGUGGCUCCUAAAAAAAGUGGCGACUAUAGUUUUGAUGGUCCCCAAACUGCCAAAUCGUAUAGUUUUACAACAGGGGCGUUUCAAGGACUAGGAGGUAGUAACUUACCUCCUAGCGGCUACGUCGGAAAGUCUAUUACAGUGCCUCCUAUGGCGAACAGCGAUGAUCUAGGUUUCAACGGUUUUCCAAACGAACGGCCGAGAGAAACUUUUCAGAAUGGAAACCCGAUUGAGCGGUUUCACAACGAAAGGUCGAGAGAUAUUUUUGGCGGUGAAAGAUCAUCAAAGCAGAAUUUUGCAAACGAAAGGUCAAGAGAUCUUCAUGUGAAUGGAAAGUCGAAAGAGUUCGAUACUUACACUGAGAGGUCAAGAGACUUGAGAAAUGACGCGAGUGCAGGGAUCACCCCUCAGACAUUAGAAGUUGAAUAUGAAGAUGAAGAAAGCGGGAGCAGUUCGGGUGAAGACGAUGAUGGAAAUGGAGAUGAUGUUGACGUCGAUCACAAUGACGGAAAUAGACGAGAUAGUCAGUUGGAGAGAUCGUUUAGCGAGUUGCAGAAUAGUACGCAGGCCGUAGAGAUGCAAUUCAGACAAGCUGAAGAUAGAUGCGCCAGUUUGGAACAACAACUCACUUCAAUGCAGAGACUAGUCGACGAUCAUAAAAAGUUCACUGAAGACAUUAUGGUCAAACCAGCACAAAACUCAAACAGAAACACGAAGCUCGGACCUUCUAAAGCUAUUUCAUCGAGCUCAUUACCAGCUACCAAAGAAAAAAGUAAAGCAAAAAACCAGAAAGGUUCUGGAAGACGCAGUGCUAAAAGCUCGCGAAGCGCGAGCCCAAACGAAAGCUUAGACGAAAGGCGUUCCGAAAAGGCUUACAGAGGAAGUAAACACGAAUAUACAGACAACAGUUCAGUCAAAGGUCGUCACGUUUCUUUCCAGCAAGGCGGACCUAAAAUUGCGAGAAAAGAUUUGAUCAAACCAAGAAGUAGAAGUGCUGAUAGAAUAAUCGCUGGCAAAAAUAAUCACCAAGGCUGUGGUCAUUACCACGCGAAGUUUUCAGAAUUGCCGUUUGUUUGUGGAACUUCAACUAAUCCAAGUCAUUCAGUUAAUGUGAACUUGCAAAGGGUUUUAGCAGCACUUAAAAUGCAUUCGUCAGCUUGUCAAAGCGCAGGAGUUACUGGUAACAUUGUUAGCAAUAUGAAGCCACCUUCCGGAAAAAGAGGAAAGAAAAAGAAGAAAAAAGUAGCUAGUCAAAAUCAAAGACCAAAUAGUUCAUGUAGUAUGUCGUAUUCCGAAGAGUUUACGCCUAAAGAUAACAGUAGUCAACCUACUUUAACUACAGCUACAAGAACUAAAAAGUGUGAUUUUACAAGUGAAGAAAGUAUGAAACAGUUAGUGAGUGAUUUGUAUCACGAGUUUGAAGAAUUAGCGAUACAGUAUGAAGAAAUUAACCAAGAGCGUGAACUAACCAGAGACCAGCAGUUGGCCGUUGAAUUGUCACGUGAACAUAUGAUAAUACGAAAGAAAAUGGAAGCGAAACAAACUCAAAUGGACAAAGUUGAAAGUCACUUGAAAGCUUUGAAAGACCAACAGCCGAAGAAGAAUACAGCUUGUAGAAAGAAAACAAAAAAAGCAGUUGGGAAAGUGCCAAAAAAUCCGGAUGGAGGACCUAAAUUUGAUACGAGCUCAGAUUUGUUGAAAAAUAUGCAAAAACUUCAAAGUUCUUUGCGAAGAGAUGAUGUGAAAUGGGAUUUUUGAAACAUUUUUACAUCGAAUUUUUGCACUGAUUUGGUACCGAAAUUUGUAAAUAUGUACUUACAAUUAUAGUUGAA
Symsagittifera roscoffensis is the source of this 2998-nucleotide messenger RNA. RefSeq lists its product as uncharacterized. Gene Ontology annotation, cellular component: centrosome. Gene Ontology annotation, molecular function: microtubule binding. NCBI's taxonomy places the organism in Eukaryota, Metazoa, Xenacoelomorpha, Acoela, Convolutidae. The record is from RefSeq and is a predicted model, not a curated record. Bases 3 to 2924 code for a protein of 973 amino acids. The transcript is spliced from 2 exons.